AUGCUGAUUUCGCUCGUCAUCUUGAGGGUUCAGAGCAUGCAGCAGAGGUUAAGUGGAGAAAUGCAGAAAUGCCUCCAGGCAAAUCAGAGUUUCUUGAAUCAGAGUUACCGAAUCUACUCGGGGAUUGACUUGCCAGACUUGGACUCAGGGAUUGACUGUGGGAUUGACUCUUGGACUAAGGUGUCGGAUUUGGUCGAGCUCGACUCCAUGCUGAGAGAAGCUUCUUUGUGGAGAAUGCAGAAUCUUGUUUGA
Arabis nemorensis is the source of this 252-nucleotide messenger RNA. Lineage: Eukaryota; Viridiplantae; Streptophyta; Magnoliopsida; Brassicales; Brassicaceae. The record is from the annotation of a GenBank genome assembly.